Molecule: messenger RNA, 887 nt
Organism: Meleagris gallopavo (turkey)
Lineage: Eukaryota; Metazoa; Chordata; Aves; Galliformes; Phasianidae
Source: RefSeq, a predicted model, not a curated record
GUCUGUUCCGGGAGGCGCAGCCCAGAGAAAUGGCAGAAGAAAAUCUAUUCCGGGAUCUCAUGGAAAUCCUGAUGAGAGCUUCAAAUGAAAUUGAACAGGCCUGUAAAGAUUCCUCUGAACCACUGGAUUUAGACACCUGUCUGGUGCUCAUAGCAGAAUGUUUCAGAUGUCUGAGGAAUGCCUGUGUUCAGUGUGCCAAGAAUCAACAUAUCAUGAGGAACUUGGGUCUCAUCACUACCUCUGUCCAUUUGAUCAAUUUGCUUGAUGGAAUGCAGGUCAAAGAAGAACCAUUACUGAUUGCUUUUCGAUGUAGCCUCCAGUUUCUUGGAAACAUUGCAGCAGGAAAUGGAGAUUCCCAGAAUAGCAUUUGGAAGUGUGCUUUCCCAGAUCUCUUCUUGACCUGCCUAACCUACAGUGAUGAGAAAAUUGUUGCCUACUGUUGUAUGGUCUUAUUUACCUGCCUUAAUUCAGAGAAAGUGAAAGAACUGCUGGAACCUGAGAACUUGUCUGUGGCUCUUCAUGUCAUAAAAGUCUACAAAGAACGAUUGGAGUCUGAGUGGUCGUUCUUAAUUGUUACAGACUAUUUGCUGCAAUGUCCAGAGUUGGUAAAAGCCCUCUAUGCCAAACUGAGCAAUCAAGAAAGGUAACCCCAAAACCAAUGUGGCUUUUAGAAUUUAGCAUUCCAUAUAGAGUAUCCUGUUCACAUGAUUGAAAAACUGUGUGGUUUCGUAGUUGGCACAAAAUCUCUAAAUACAUGUUUCUAUGUCAGUAAUGGUUUUAAAUUGGUUGGUUAACAUUACAGUUUAGCCACAACUGGCAGUGAUUUAUGUAGGGUUGCAGAAUCCAGGUUGGCGCCAUUACUUGGUAAAGAAAUACUUCAGAAAAAA